UACCAACUCGUAAAUAUGGAUCUGGAGCUCAAAAAGGCAUUUACUGAAAUGCAGGUGAACAAGAUCGAGUCAACAAAGAAGAUCCGGCUGCUUGAUAUGAAAAUGGACAGUCUGAAGCUUUCGAAGCAACGCAUUGAAGUAACGAAUCGACACAUCUCCAACCUUGAUCCAGAAACUAGAGUGUACGCGUCGGUGGGGCGUAUGUACGUGCUGAACGAUGUUCCGACACUAACCGAACAGCUGAAAACGACCCAUGCUUCCUACGAAGAAAUAAUUACUCAGUGUGAAAAGAACAAAGACUUCUUGAUAAAAAAUCUCAAGGAGCAGGAAGAGAGCCUUCGUGAGCUGGUGCAGCAGAAAAAGUCAGAGACAACCGAAACGAAUGGAAAACCGGCGGAAUAAACGCAAUGCGUUGUGAUUUACGUUAACAAGAACUACACUGCUUGCAAAAUCACUGUUCUUUAUUCAAGAUGCUGUCCAAAUCGAAAUUAGCGUACGAUCGAAACUCAUUGCCUAAGUUACGUUCAUGCUCUGGCCGAA
Messenger RNA from Anopheles merus, 540 nucleotides. RefSeq names its product prefoldin subunit 1 (gene Pfdn1). Bases 16 to 402 code for a protein of 128 amino acids. The record is from RefSeq and is a predicted model, not a curated record. Gene Ontology annotation, biological process: protein folding. Lineage: Eukaryota; Metazoa; Arthropoda; Insecta; Diptera; Culicidae. Gene Ontology annotation, molecular function: protein folding chaperone. Gene Ontology annotation, cellular component: cytoplasm; prefoldin complex. The transcript has 2 exons.